AAGGAAUUUGUGAGGAACUGAAAGUAGCAGAGGGCAGCUGAGGGGAAAGGGAGGAGCGCCGAGCGAGCAGACAGCAAGGUUACACAUGAGAAGUCCAUGUAGGAAUUAAACAAAGCACAGAGAGGUAGAGAAAGGAAAGAACAGGUAGAGUGGGUUAGGUUUCAAUCUUACCUCACAGCUAAUUAUUACUUUCUCCACUAUUGUGAAAGAAAGCAAACAGAAAGGGCAGCUGAAGGCAGGAGAGGAGAAAGCAGAAGUAACAAGAAAAGGAGGGAGAGACAGCAGUUAAAAAGUCGGGUCCAAGCGAUUAAUUGAGGAAGAAAAACAAAAAGGGAGAGACAAGGCUGUAAGGAGUGAACGAGGGAAGGAACGUAAGAAAACAGCAGAUACUCAUUGACAGAGAGGACUGGACUUAACUCCAUGGAUUACUGACAUCAGCAAAACAAAGGAAGAAGAGCGUCAGAAAAGAGGUCACUGCAGUCCAUCAGCAGUGUAGCCUGCCUGAGCCUGUCUACUAUGCAACCAAGACAGCUGAGAUAGACAGACUCAAGCACAGACAGUUCACAAAGACAGUCCUCUCUCUAACAGCACCAUGUUGAUGAAAGAGUACCGCAUAUGUAUGCCACUGACUGUGGAUGAGUAUAGGAUUGGGCAGCUGUACAUGAUCAGUAAGCACUGCUGUGAGCAGAGUGGUGGGGGAGAAGGGGUGGAGGUGGUGAGAAAUGAGUCAGAUACUCACCCUCAGUACGGCCCAGGACAGCUGACCGAGAAGCGAAUCUAUCUCAGCAGUAAACUGCCGUCCUGGAUGAGAGCGUUUGUCCCGCGAUUCUUCUACGUGACAGAAAAGGCCUGGAACUUCUACCCGUACACCAUCACAGAGUACUCAGUAUCAUUCAUCCCCAAGUUCAGCAUCCGUAUUGAGACAAGAUUUGAGAACAACAACGGCGAUAUCGACAACGUGAGUAUCACGGAGAGGGAGCGAGAGGUGUUUGGGGACACGCCGACCCCAGCAGAGAAUGUGAGUUUCCUGGAUAUCCUGAGUGAUCCCAUCCCUGAAAAGCACUACAAAGAGUCAGAGGACCUGAGUCGCUGGCAGUCAAGUAAAACUGGCCGAGGGCCUCUGCAGAGAGGCUGGAGAGACGACCAUAAGCCCAUUAUGUGCUCCUAUAAGAGGGUGCAGUGCAGCUUUGAGGUGUACGGCUUCCAGACCAGGACUGAGGAUUUCAUACACAAAAACAUCCGGGACAUUCUUCUGGUUGGCCACAGGCAAGCAGUAGCAUGGAUAGACGAAUGGCACGGGCUGAGUUUAGAGGAGGUGCGAGAGUACGAGCAUGCGAUGCAAGAGAAGACCAACAGCAAAGUCAAAUCCACCCAGAACAACGCAGGCCCACCGGCUGCCCCUCGUCCUGCGUUCUCUCGUUCCAUCUCAGUGACAGACGAGCGUUCCCUGAAGAAGAUGGGAGUGACGACUGCGGCCAUGUCUGACCCCUCUGCCUCCUCUGUGCCACACAGUCCCAUUCGCCUGAACUCCUCCCCUGAAUGAUGCCUCAAGCACAGACACACACAAAAAUAAAUAUAUACUGCGCAGUGCAUACACACAAAAAGCAAUGUCAGCAUUCACCAGUGUCAUGUGAUGCUACUUCUCAAACACUAACACACCCAUAUGUAAAUUGUGACAUUAACAUCAUCUAAAUGAUUUCGACAUUUCGGCAAAAAUUCUUAUUCACAUUCUUGGGGAGAGUCAGAUGAGAGGAUCAAUACCACUUUCAUAUCUGUCUGUUAAAUAUAAGGCUACAGCCAGAAGCUAGUUAGCUUAGCAUAAAGACUGAUAUGAGAGCAGUAUGGAUCUUCUAAUCUACACUACCGCAGAAAUAUUUAUCUGUUCUUGAGCACAUGUAGUUGCUCUCUUCACUCCAUGUUACAACCAGACAAAUGCCUUACAAACCACUUGUUUCACCAAUUUCUACUGUUGCCUUCAAAAAUCCUUCCAGUGUCUUCAGCAACCUGUAGAUAUGGUGCAUUUUAGCGCUUUCUCUCAGUUCCUCAGCGAUAGUGGAGCUCACCAACCACCAGCAGGGCUCCUGAUUGUCUCCCAGCCUACAGACAGAUGCAUAAGGAGUUUAAUAGAGUGGAUCUAAUGAGAGAGCAGAGGAGAACAUGGGAGGCUGUCAAUGCUAUGGAUCGGCUCCCCUCUCCACCUCAGUCAAUAGGUCAUACCAGGUGUAUUGACAGAGGGCGCUGAGGCAUUGUAUUGGUUCUUUGAUCACUUAGCUGAGAGGUGCAAAUGGGUCAAACCAGGCAUAAACUUCAAUUAUAAAUCAAUGAUGUGAGCAUUUAUGAGACUACUAGCUUAAUUUUUUUAUGAACAUAUAGAAGAGAAUGGUUUGCUGUUGCCUUAUUUGUAAAAUUCAGUUUUAAUGUAUAAAAAUUACUCAAAAUUACUCAAAAAUCUAUGUGGAAAUUACACUGUAUAGUCUUUUGUAAUGGAUUUUCAUCAAUAAAUACAAUUUCUUUCCAGUGAAAA
This is a messenger RNA of Siniperca chuatsi (mandarin fish), 2524 nucleotides long. RefSeq names its product phosphatidylinositol transfer protein cytoplasmic 1b (gene pitpnc1b). Gene Ontology annotation, molecular function: phosphatidylinositol binding; phosphatidylinositol transfer activity. Lineage: Eukaryota; Metazoa; Chordata; Actinopteri; Centrarchiformes; Sinipercidae. The coding region runs from base 593 to 1543 and encodes 316 amino acids. Gene Ontology annotation, biological process: phospholipid transport. Gene Ontology annotation, cellular component: cytoplasm. The record is from RefSeq and is a predicted model, not a curated record. The transcript has 10 exons.